CUGUUAUUGAUAUCAUUGUAUCUCAUGCUAGUCUAUUAGUAAAUAUAGUUAUUUAUUUAAUACCCAGAUUAUUGACGCAAUGCGGUUUAAACUGCAUUUUGUCUUUAUUUCUAUACAUUUAACUACCACAACAUGCGAAAUGACUGAAUAUUAUCCAUCACAAUCACUGCUUAAUACAAAGCUUAAGAAAUUAUUCAAAGAUAACUGGAACAUAACAGAAUAUGAUAAAUCAGUGAAUUUCUUUAAUAAUAAAGCAUACGGUAAAAUAGAGUGGAGACAUUUUGGUGAACAAGAAAAUGUGGUUAAAAAUAUAACAAAAAGAGCAAUAGAUCCAGUUUUUCAUGGACACCCGAAAACAAGGGAAGAAUUGUGGAACGAACAUUUUCUCAACAAAACAAAGACUUUUGAUCAGAAUCCUUCAUUAAUUACUUUAAUUCAUAAUAUUACUAUGACAUAUUUGAACGAUUGUAUACCAGUGAUUCUUUAUGACGACCAAAUUAAAUCUGGAGAUAAUUAUUUAUUUGAAGAUCUUCUUAUGGAUUUCCCUAUUUCCUAUGUUCAUGGAUAUAUCAAUCAGGAUAAUCGACUAAAAGAGCCAAGAUUAUUGUUUGGAACUGAAGAGUGUCUACAUUUCAUUGUAUUCCUGACUGAUAUUAUGAGAAGUGCAAAGGUUUUGGGUAAACAGUCAGUAUGUAAGGUAGUGAUUGUAGCGAGAUCUUCCCAAUGGGCUGUGCAAGAAUUCUUAUUCAGCCCACUUUCUAGAAAGUUUGUAAAUCUUCUUGUGAUUGGGCAAAGUUUUAAAGAUGAUGAUGAUGAAACUAUAGAAGCUCCAUACAUAUUGUAUACACAUAAGUUGUAUACUGAUGGUUUGGGUGCCAGUAAGCCGGUAGUUCUGACAUCCUGGUCUCAUGGGAAAUUUUCAAGACAUGUCAAUCUUUUCCCUAUGAAAAUGACUGAAGGGUACGCGGGUCACAGAUUUGUGGUUGCAGCUGCUCAUCAACCACCUUUUGUAUUUAGAAGGAUAAUAACAGACCUAGAUGGCGGAAAUCCACGAAUAAAGUGGGAUGGAAUAGAAAUAAGAUUGUUGAAACUACUAGCAGAAAAGAAUAACUUUUCGAUUGAAGUUAUUGAACCGCGUGAACCAAAUUUAGGGUCAAGCGAUGCAGUAUUAAAAGAUAUAGCCAAGGGUCGCGCAGAUAUAGGAAUAGCUGGAAUUUAUCUAACGAGCGAGAGAGCUAUACAAGUGGAUAUUUCUUUCAGUCAUUCGCAAGACUGUGCCGUUUUCGUUACGCUUAUGUCAACAGCAUUGCCACGAUAUCGAGCAAUUCUUGGACCCUUUCACUGGCACGUUUGGGUAGCUCUGACAUUUACUUACCUUAUUGGAAUCUUUCCCCUUGCAUUUUCUGACAAACAUACUCUGAAACAUUUGUUGCAUAACAGUGGUGAGGUAGAAAAUAUGUUUUGGUAUGUAUUCGGUACCUUUACAAACUGUUUUACGUUCGUUGGCAAGAAUUCUUGGAGCAAAACUACGAAGGUUACGACUAGACUCCUGAUUGGUUGGUACUGGAUAUUUACGAUUAUAAUAACAAGUUGUUAUACUGGUUCCAUAAUAGCUUUUGUUACAUUGCCUAUAUUUCCUGAAACUGUUGAUACGAUAGAUCAAUUGUUAUCAGGAUUUUAUCGUGUUGGGACGUUAGGCCGUGGUGGCUGGGAAAGAUGGUUUUUAAAUUCGUCUGAUACAAAAGCAAAAAAAUUGUUUAAAAAAUUAGAACUGGUGCCUAAUGUCGAAAGCGGCAUCAGAAAUAUAACCAAGGCAUUUUUCUGGCCGUACGCCUUUCUAGGAUCUCAAGCAGAGCUUCAGUAUAUUGUUCAAUCAAACUUUAGUAAAACAAGCUCAAAGAGAGCACUAUUACAUAUUGCGGAUGAAUGUUUUGUUCCCUUUGGAGUGUCCAUGGUGUUCCCAAACAACUCCCUUUAUUCAGCUAAAUUAAGCGAUGACAUGAGAAGAGUUUUUCAAAGUGGACUGAUGGAUAAAAUUGUUGAUGAAGUUCGAUGGGAUAUACAAAGAAGUAACACUGGGAAAUUUUUAGCGGUAAUCCCUGGAAAUUUUCACAUUACAUCUGCUGAAGAAAAGGGGUUAACUUUAGAAGACACCCAAGGAAUGUUUUUAUUGUUAGCAGCCGGUUUCCUUCUUGCUGCCGCAGCGUUAAUUUCAGAAUGGAUGGGAGGAAUCUCACAAAGAUGUCGGAGGAAGAAACCUCCGUCAGCCAAGUCUCAAGAACACUUGAUACCGUCUGAAAUUAGGGAAGUCAGUAACGUUGAUCCAAGAAAUUCAAGUGCCGAGUCACGUAAUACUUUGGAUGGAGAAAUAAUAAAUAUUACUGAAGAUGAUAUAAUGGUGCAUGAAAAUUUUAAUACUGAUGUUUUAGAAUCGAGGCGGUCGAGUUCCGUAGAUCUGGAUAAAGAGGUGCAAGAGAUAUUUGAAAAAGACAUGAUGAGACGAAACAUCAUAAGAGGAGAUACCAUUGAAUUUGAUGACGAUAGAGAACCAACUGCUUCUAAAGAAAAUUUUGGAGAUCGUAUCAAAUUAUAAGUAACUAAACUGAGCAUUAAAAGUUUUAGCACAGUUUUAGUAGAACGAAGUUCAAUUUUUUUAUCUUUGAUUUUUAUAUUAUCACUUGAUGUAUUUUUUAAAAAAUAUGUAUAAUUAUUUUUGCUGUAUCACACCCAAUGCUUAAUGCGUUAAUUUUAUGGAAUUGUGACUAAUUGUAUGGCGUUCACUGUAUAUGCAACACAUUUAUGAUUUUUUAAAUAAUAAUUAUAAUGUGUUUGGAUAGGAUUUGAGAAAUGUAGUGACGCUUGUCAACUCAGUUUUGAGUAAAUGUGAGUAUAAUAAAUCAAACGCAGCAAUGA
Messenger RNA from Plodia interpunctella (Indianmeal moth), 2913 nucleotides. It is a transcript of the gene Ir21a, whose product is annotated as Ionotropic receptor 21a. Lineage: Eukaryota; Metazoa; Arthropoda; Insecta; Lepidoptera; Pyralidae. Gene Ontology annotation, cellular component: membrane. The record is from RefSeq and is a predicted model, not a curated record. The transcript is spliced from 9 exons. Bases 80 to 2593 code for a protein of 837 amino acids. Gene Ontology annotation, molecular function: ligand-gated monoatomic ion channel activity.